This is a messenger RNA of Eruca vesicaria subsp. sativa (arugula), 351 nucleotides long. Lineage: Eukaryota; Viridiplantae; Streptophyta; Magnoliopsida; Brassicales; Brassicaceae. The record is from the annotation of a GenBank genome assembly.
GAAGCUUAUAUAGCCAACGUAGAGCAGCUUGCUAAACUCAAACAAAAGCAUGAUGAGAAUAAAGCACAUGUGAGGUUACACUGCUUUGGUUUUGAUUUUCCUUCAGCCAAACUUGGCAAGAUGCAAAGUAAAUCUUUAGAAGGCUUUGAGAAGAUGUAUUCUCUAAAGUCAGUUGAUAACUGUACGGCAAGUGACAAGAUACACUGUGUUACAAGCCAGCUGAUGGAAAAGGCUAGAAAGUAUGAUCCUUCUGGAUACUUCCUCACUGAAGAUAUAUUCCACAUCGAUUUAAGGAAUCCUUCGGAGACAUACUGCAGCAAACCUGUUAAAUUUAUGGAACUCAAAAUUUGA